This is a messenger RNA of Penicillium olsonii, 1083 nucleotides long. The record is from the annotation of a GenBank genome assembly. NCBI's taxonomy places the organism in Eukaryota, Fungi, Ascomycota, Eurotiomycetes, Eurotiales, Aspergillaceae.
AUGGCCGCAGUAACUGAAACAUCCACUCCGGUGGCCGCUGCCGAUGAAAAGAUCACUCUGAAAGGUCUCGCGCGGGAACCCCUCAAGUCGAAUGGAAGUCUUGAUGCAUUCGAGUCUUUCGAUGUCACCCCGGUCAUUGGACGGGAAUUCCCUAAUGCCAGCCUGAAGGACUUUUUGCGUGCACCCAACUCGGACGAUCUACUCCGGGAGCUGUCCCUGACAAUCUCGCAGCGUGGCGUGGUAUUCUUCCGGAAGCAAGACGGCCUCGAUGACGAUCUUCAAAAAGAACUCGUUCAGCGCCUGGGAGAACUCUCAGGCAAGCCCAGUACUUCAGGGCUCCACAUUCACCCGGUAGUCAACUCCGGACGUGACGAAAGUGUCAAAGACGACGAGAUCAGUGUGAUCAGCUCGGUGCAACGGAAAAGGCUGUACACAGACCGCAACGACCGCAAACAAAGCUCUCGCAGAGAAUGGCACAGCGAUAUCACCUUCGAGCCCAUCCCCAGUGACUACACCCUCCUGCGUCUGACCGAGCUUCCCAAGACUGGCGGCGACACCCUCUGGGCAUCCGGUUACGAGGUCUACGACCGGAUUUCCAAGCCGUAUCAACAAUUCCUUGAGACCUUGACGGCAACAUAUGCCCAACCACGAUUCAACGAAAUUGCCAAGAACAACGAUUUCAAAGUUCACCCUGGUCCACGCGGUGCGCCUGAGAAUGUCGGCGAGGAACUGAGGGCCGAACACCCUGUUAUUCGCACCAACCCUGUCACCGGGUGGAAGAGUGUCUUCGCUGUUGGUGCGCACGUCCAGAAGAUUAAUGAUCUUUCCGAAGAGGAGAGCCGCCACCUUCUUCAGUGGUUCGUUACUCUGAUUGUUGAGAAUCAUGAUCUUCAGGUGCGCCUUCGCUGGCAGAACCCCAAUGAUCUCGCCAUCUGGGAUAAUCGAUCCGUUUAUCAUGCUGCAACUUGGGAUUACGAGGACCAAGGCCCUCGGACCGGACACCGCGCUGUUGGUCUUGGCGAGAGACCUUAUUUGGACCCUAAAAGCAUUGGACGUCGGGAAGCACUGGCUGUUGAUGAAUAG